GUCUACGCAAUUUGCUACAGUUGAGGGGAGAAAUGGCGGACCGUUGCCUAUGAAUAAGCAAAAAUAAGGAUGCUGAGCUGCUAAGAGUACAACACGACUAACUGGAGCAAAAGCAGUGCUCCUUAAUAAAGAAACGUAUGUUCUGGAUUUUUAUUUAUCUUAAUCUUCUGACGCGGGGUUGCUUUAAAAAAAAAAAUAAUAAUAAAAAGUGGUGGGCAUUUACAUCAGAUUUUUUUUCCUCCACCCACCCGACUAUUACUCCAUCCAUCUCUUGUUGGAAGAAGGCUAUGGCUGCAGAAGGGCUGCUGGAAAGUGCUGGUCACAAAGCAGAGAUAGAACGGUUGUCGCGGGAGCUGUCCGAAACCACCCAGGAGAAAAUCAGGGCUGCCGAAUGCGGCUUGGUGGUGCUGGAGGAAAAUCAGACCCUAAAACAGCAAUAUACGGACCUAGAAGCGGAUUAUGACACCCUCAAACAUGAGCUGGAGCAGCUCAAAGAGGCAUUUGGCCAGGCCUAUUCGAUCCAGAGGAAGGUGGCAGAGGAUGGGGAGACACUCGAGGAGAAUCUGCUGCAGGAGUCUGCCUCUAAAGAGGCCUACUACAUGGGCAAGAUCCUGGAGCUGCAAACCGAAAUGAAACAGAACAAGAGCAUCAUGUCCAACGUGCAGGCUGAGAAUGAGCGGCUCAAUGCAGUGCUGCAGGACCUCCGGGAGAAUAACGAGGUGCUCGAGCUGCAGAGGACUCGCAUGAAGGAUGAGAUUCGAGAGUACAAGUUCCGGGAGACGAGGCUCCUGCAGGACUACACAGAGCUGGAGGAGGAGAACAUCAUGCUGCAGAAACUGGUCUCCACCCUCAAGCAGAACCAGGUGGAGUACGAAGGGCUGAAGCACGAGAUCAAAUGCCUGGAGGAGGAGACGGUCCUUCUCAAUAGCCAGCUGGAAGAUGCGCUGCGCCUGAAGGAGAUCUCGGAAAGCCAGCUGGAGGAGGCCCUGGACACACUGAAGAACGAGCGCGAGCAGAAGAACAACCUGCGCAAGGAGCUAUCGCAGUACAUCAGCAUGAACGACAGCAUGUACAGCACCCACCUCAGCAUCUCCGUCGACGGGCUCAAGUUCAAUGAGGAGUCCAACAACGGCACGCCCAACAACGAGGACAAGUGCAACGGGCACGUCCACGCCCCGCUGGUCAAGCUCAACGGAGACUACCGGGGCUCCACCUCCCGGAAAGGAGAGGCCCUGCACCCAGUCUCCGACCUCUUCAGCGAACUCAACCUCUCCGAGAUGCAGAAGCUCAAACAGCAGCUGCUACAGGUGGAGCGAGAGAAAGCCAACCUCCUGACCAACCUCCAGGAGUCUCAAACGCAGCUGGAGCACACCAAAGGAGCUCUGAUGGAGCAGCAUGAGCGCAUACACCGCUUGACCGAGCAUGUCAACUCCAUGAAGAGGCUACAUAACAACAAGGAGCUCCCGAUGGACCUGGAGACGGAGAAAUCGGCCUGCGAAGCCUCCCAGCAGGGCCACGACUACGAAGUGGACAUGAACGGGCUGGAGAUCCUGGAGUGUAAGUACAAGGUGGCCGUCACCGAGGUCAUCGACCUCAAGGCUGAGAUCAAAGCCCUGAAGGAAAAGUACAACAAGUGCUUGGAGAGCUACACGGAUGAGAAGACCAAGGGGGAGAGCAAGAUCCAGGUGCUGGAUGAGCAGGUAGCCAGGCUGGAGAAGACCCACAAGGAGUGCGGGGAGCGCAUCUCCUGCCUGGAGAGAGAACUGCAGACAGUAACGGGAAUGGCCAAUGAGAACCACAACACCCUCAACACAGCACAAGAUGAGCUGGUGACCUUCAGUGAGGAGCUGGCCCAGCUCUAUCACCACGUCUGUCUCUGCAACAAUGAGACGCCCAACCGGGUGAUGCUGGACUAUUACAGGAAGAGCCGAGUGACCCGCAGCGGGAGCCUAAAGGGGUCCGAUGAUCCCAGGGUACUCUUAUCUCCGCGGCUGGCACGUCGGGCCAUGGCGACACCCUCAGAUCACAAGAGCCCAGCAGAACAAGCUCCAAAGGACGCUGGCGAAACCAACAAGGAGCAAAGCCCAAAGAGUCCCACCCGGACCCCCAUAGUUUCCCCCGUGAUAACUGCCCCUCCAUCAUCUCCCGUCACAGAGUCCAGCGACCUCCGCAAGGAGCCCAUGAACAUUUACAAUCUCAAUGCCAUCAUCCGAGACCAGAUCAAGCACCUGCAGAAAGCUGUGGACCGGUCCCUCCUGCUCUCCAGACAGCGCGCAGCGGCGAGGGAGCUGGCCCCCAUGAUCGAUAAAGACAAGGAAGCAGUGAUGGAGGAGAUCCUCAAGUUAAAAUCGUUGCUCAGCACCAAGCGGGAGCAGAUAGCUACGCUGCGGUUAGUCCUGAAAGCCAACAAACAGACAGCCGAAGUUGCUCUCGCCAACCUGAAAAGCAAAUAUGAAAACGAGAAGUCAAUGGUGACGGAAACCAUGAUGAAACUCCGAAAUGAGCUGAAAGCCUUGAAGGAAGACGCAGCCACCUUCUCCUCCCUGAGAGCCAUGUUUGCCACCAGCGAAUUUUCCGGGUUGGAGGGGCGAUCGAAAAUUGGCAUCGGUUUUGAAAUUUUGCUGAUCAUGACGAACCAAAAAGCAUGGUGUGAUGAGUACGUCACCCAGCUGGAUGAGAUGCAGAGGCAGCUGGCCGCAGCGGAGGAUGAGAAGAAGACCCUGAACUCUCUGCUCCGCAUGGCUAUUCAGCAGAAACUGGCCCUGACCCAGCGGCUGGAGGACCUGGAGUUCGACCACGAGCAGACGUGCCGCACCAAGGGCAAGGCCACCAAGAUCAAGAGCAGCACCCCCAAAGCAAGAGCGCUGAGAUUAGAAGACUUCGAAAAAUACUCUGCGAAGAAUCUUAACAAACUGCUGUAUUGUCAGCAGCCUGCUACCUCAGUAUCGCUACUCUCCCCACAGCUAAGGCGAGGGCCGAAAUCUCAAACCGCCAGUCCUAGUGUACCAGUAGCUCUUCAGGAAGAACAGAUGCAUCCCAGCUCCCCGUGUGUACCCCUCAACUGCCUGUCUAAGCCUCCUCCCCACCCCUAAGCCCUGUGCACAGCUCAGCCAGAGAACAGCGCCCAGGAGCCCAGUGAGGAGGGCUGUGCCACUGACCAGCCAGAAGGGCUUCCAUGCUCUAUUGCAUAAUGACGCCAGGCUCAGACUACCUGCCAACCUAAAGACUGAAGCCAUAUGAGAAGCUGAAAGGACACAUGCACAGGGGCGGCACAGGGCUUAUCCAGGAAGACUUUAUUUUAAAGAACUUUUAUUUAUCUAUUUAUUAUUUAUCUAAUUAUUUCUGACCUUCAAUAGAAAUGCAUAGAGAAACUCAGACCAGACCUUCCUUACUUGCCAGGUGAAAGAGGUGAUUAUGAAGCUUAUGGGUCCAACUACGCAACAAGGGUGUUUCCAUCUGUCACCAGAAAUAAGGCUCAGAUUAAAUCAAAAUUAAGGCAGCGCCAUUGCCAUUAUAAAGUAUUGCUAUGGCAGCGCCAUAAACUUUGAUUUGAUGUAGACCCAUGUUGUUACUGCCUUUAAAACCUUGCACACAGCAGGGUUCCGUGUAAAUAAACUGUCACAGGAACCAAAAAUGAAAACCUACGGUGAAAUAACGAUUUGUACUUAAAACAAGUUCAAUGAGUUGUUAGUCCAUGAAUUAGAUAUCAAUUCAACAACAAACCUGGAUAGGAUCUUAUAUUAUCAGAUAGGAUAAGGUUUAAAACCCGCAAUCCACAUGCUUGUCUCUCCCUCGAUUGUUCAUUUAGUUGUUCAAAGGGAACAAAACAAUCUCCACCUGAAUUAGAUUUUCGAUCUCUCAAAUAAACGGGGCGACGUUUGUAAUUACUCGAUAGCCACUUCCAACCCGACCCUGCUGUGCAUUAGCUGUUAUGAUUAACUAAAAGGUUUUUUGACAUACAAGCAAUCUUUGACCUUCAUUUAAACUCUGGUUGCAGUUUGAAUUGUAAACGUCCCAGUUUCAUAGCAGAACAAUGUGAGAACUAUGGACACUUUGCGAAUUCAGUCUGGUAGACUUGUUUAAUAAAGAAAAGUUUGUCAUUGAAUUUUUUAGGUUUCUUUUAGCAUUUCUAAAUUGACCUAUUUUGUUGAGUAUUUUAUAUUUAUGGAUCAGGUGUAACUCAGCAGGGAAAUUGAAAAGUGCAGCAGGAGUUAGACAGGGUUACUUUGUUUGUAAUUCUGCCUCUCCUACAUGGUUUAUGUACAACAGGUUAAUCUAUAGAUUGAAUAUCUUCCACAAACAUGUAUUUUUUUUUUUUUUAUUUAAAGUCAGUUACUUCUCUACAAAACAGAAUAACAAACAAAGAUCUCUGCUUUAUUUCUGUGUGGGAUUUGAGUAUCAUUUAAUGCAAACCAAAAUACCACAUAAUUAGGGCUUUUGAUUUUCGGGUUUUAACCGAUAAAACCCAAUAAAACACCCCUGGUAUAAAAAAAAUGAAAUCAGUGGAUAUUCAAUAAACUAUGUCCCGUCUUCCUGACUUGCACCUGUCAUUGAGUCGAAAGCACAUUCCUGCAUUUCUAUUGGAGACUCCACUUGCAAGAUUUAAAACGAGAUUACAAUUAGGAAUGGAG
Messenger RNA from Polyodon spathula (Mississippi paddlefish), 4631 nucleotides. Its product is annotated as protein bicaudal D homolog 1-like. Gene Ontology annotation, biological process: regulation of microtubule cytoskeleton organization; protein localization to organelle; positive regulation of receptor-mediated endocytosis. The transcript has 11 exons. Gene Ontology annotation, molecular function: dynein intermediate chain binding; dynactin binding; dynein complex binding. The coding region runs from base 138 to 3092 and encodes 984 amino acids. The record is from RefSeq and is a predicted model, not a curated record. Gene Ontology annotation, cellular component: Golgi apparatus; cytosol. NCBI's taxonomy places the organism in Eukaryota, Metazoa, Chordata, Actinopteri, Acipenseriformes, Polyodontidae.